Messenger RNA from Pollicipes pollicipes, 1138 nucleotides. RefSeq names its product carboxyl-terminal PDZ ligand of neuronal nitric oxide synthase protein. The transcript has 2 exons. Bases 1 to 444 code for a protein of 147 amino acids. NCBI's taxonomy places the organism in Eukaryota, Metazoa, Arthropoda, Thecostraca, Pollicipedomorpha, Pollicipedidae. The record is from RefSeq and is a predicted model, not a curated record.
AUGCGGGAGCGGCUGGUGCAGCAGCAGCAGCAGACGCAGGCGGCGCUGGCUCAGGUGCACCUGGUGCGGGAUCAGCUGCAGGCCGAGACGGCCGCCCGGCUGGAGGCGCAGGCGCGCGCACACCAGCUGCUGCUGCACAACCGCGAGCUGCUCGACCACGUGCAGCUGCUGGUCGGCGAGCUGCAGGUCAUCGAGGAGCGCGACGCCGUCCGGGACAAGGUGACGUGCGACGACGCCGCAUCGCCGGUGGCCAGCUCCACCAGUCUCAGCUCCGACGAGGCCAAACGGUCGCCGGCUGAGGAGGCGUCGGUGCGACUGCUCCGCGACUUGGAGCGGCUGAACAGCGCGCCGGCCGGCGCCACCCUGCCGCGCGCCUCCCGCGCCGGCAGCGAGCGCGCCGCGCACGCCGCCCGCCCGGCCGUCAACCGGCACGUCAGCAAGUAGGCUCGCGCGCGCGGGCCCAGCAGUGGUCGGCGCAGCGGGCGGCCGCCAGGCGGGCGCGGCCGCCGCGAGCGUCAGUGUGCCGCGUCAGGUCCUGGGGACUCGCUACAAACGCCCGUGCUAGGCGCGCCUCACCGGCGAACAGAGUACCUCUGGAUCAGCGAAUCAAGUGUGUCGGCGGGGCGCGCCCCGCCCGUGUACAGACUACGUGCCUUAGUCGUAAGACCAGUGCUAGUCAGCGGGCCGACGUGUCGUGUCGGACCCCGUCCCCGUCGCCUGCCGUGGUCCCUUCGGCGCCCCGCGACCGGGCCUCGCGCCCUCCACGUCGCUCCGCCGUAGAACCCGUUCACGUAGCCUGUCCAGCUCCCGUUUUUAAUAUGAAGGUUGUGAAACAAAUAAUAACCGGAAAAGUGUCCUAUUGUUUGCCGCCGUCGAUUUCGCUCGCCCGGGGCGAGGCUCUUAGGGCCUGAGACACGAGUGACACCGCGACCGCGAGUAACAUCCACCGCAGAGGGCACGGCGGGGCGGCGGGCGCGCCGCGCGCCGACGGCGGCGCCGGUCACGCCGGCCGCGCACAGAGGUCACAGAACACACACCAACGCGCACGAGACAACACAGAGCGGAGCACGUCGGAAUGACGGCGCGCGGCGGCGGCCGACGCGCGGCCGCCGCAUGGCGCGCGCUCACACGAAGCCAA